GCCUAAAAUGUUCAUUUAAAUUUUGAGAAAUCGGGUCGGAUUGCGCGGGAAAUUGUAGUCUUAUGUCAUUGUGUUAACGUCAUGUCGGUAAGAAGGUCCAUGUCUAUGUAGUUUGUUCUUGUUUCGUAAAAUAAGUCAAAUAGCCUAAAGCAGCAUAACGAGCAGUUCUAAAUAAACCAUAAAAUACUUGACAUAAAGAUAACAUACAUGAAUACACGCAUUAAAAUCAAACGGAUAUUGAACAGACACUUCCCUCAUAGUGUUUGCCCCCCAGUUGUUUCGGGGAUUCGUUCGAAUCUUUGUUCAUUACCUUUGUUAUUUAUUAAGCAUGCUUUCAUAUAGUAUUAGAAAUGAUGGUAGAAAGACAUUUUAUGAAAUUUUUAUUUGAAUUUUUAUUGUAUUUUUAGUAUUGUUUUUCAAUAAAAAGUUUAAAAAUAACGAGUAGCCUAGCUAAUUCAAAAAUAAUUUAUUUAUCAAAAACAAGCCCGUUGAGACAGUUCCCUCAAAGUCAUUUGCCAAGUAUUCCACACCUCUACAAAUGACAGGCAUUUCUAUGGAGUGGGAGGUAACCUCUGAAGCGCGCCUGGCUUGAUGCUCAUAUUUAGAGAGCCAGAAGUGUCUGCGGUGUUCAACAUGAAGCAUGAGCUCUCAUCUGAACCUCCCAAAAACUUAUAUUACAACCUGCAAUGUUUACAUAUGACGCAAAAGAAUAAAAGAGAGAGAGCCGGUUUCACAGAGAGAAACACCAUGGCGAUGGAUGGAGAUUGUGGCAAUGCUUAAUUCAUAUGACGGAUGUACAGAACCAUGACCGAGAGCAUCACGGUGUGAUUUACACUUUGAGGGAUAUAUAAAUCAUCACCAACAACAACGAUGUCGAGUUUCCCCGUUGUUUUGUUUUGUCACUUGCAUAUGCUUUUUUUAACGAAAAUAUACCUCUGUAUGGAAACUGAUUUUUGUGAACCUGUUCGACUUGACCGUGAAAGUCAUGACAAAUUGAACAAAGAACUAGUUGUUUACAGAAUAAACGCUUUUAAUCAGGAAUUGUAUCUUAAUCUUCUGCCUGACUCAAGUUUUCUGGCUCCUGACGGCACAUUUCAAUAUGACACCUCAUCUUCAAGUGCUUUUGUAGGACCUUCUUUUAGAAGAUGCUUUUACUCCGGUGAUGUUAAUGCUGACAGGAAUUCUUACGCAGCUCUCAGUCUCUGUGGAGGUGUCCGAGGAGCGUUUUCUUAUAACGGGAUGGAGUACCUCAUAGAGCGGAGGUCGACCAACACAGCACCAGGACUGAUCUCAGAUGAUGCUGAAAAAACGCACAUCAUCCGCAGGAGAAGACAUCUGCACGCUCCGAACUCAACAUCUCGGUGCGGAGUUACAUCUGGUUUAAACCCGGGCGCUGUGGAGUCGUUAGAAAAGUACAAACAUGUGAAGGGACAUACGAGGAACUUCACAGAAACUGUGUUGAAAAGCAUGAGCAGAUCGAAAAGAUUCGCCUCUGUACCGAGAUAUGUAGAGGUCCUGGUUGUUGCUGAUGAGUCUAUGGCAAAAUUCCACGGUGACGACUUGAAGCAUUACCUUUUGACUCUCAUGUCUGUCACUGCAAAGCUGUACAAACACCCCAGUAUCUUGAACGCCAUCAGUAUAGUGGUUGUAAAGCUUAUGGUGAUUAAUGAGGCAGAAAAAGGACCCAAAGUAUCCAGUAACGCGGCACUAACCCUGCGCAAUUUCUGCACCUGGCAGAAGAAGCUGAAUAAGAUCAACGACAAACACCCAGAGUAUUGGGACACAGCUAUUUUGUUUACUAAGCAGGACCUUUGUGGGGCCACCACGUGUGACACUCUGGGAAUGGCUGAUGUAGGCACCAUGUGUGAUCCUAAGAGGAGCUGCUCAGUUAUUGAAGAUGAUGGUCUCCCCUCUGCCUUCACCACUGCACAUGAACUAGGCCAUGUCUUCAGUAUGCCACAUGACAAUGUGAAGGCUUGUGAGGAGGUGUUUGGAAAGUUGAGGGACGACCAUAUGAUGUCUCCCACACUGAUCCAGAUUGACCACAAUAUGCCAUGGUCUGUCUGCAGUGCUGCCAUCAUCACAGACUUCCUGGAUUCUGGCCAUGGUGACUGUCUGCUUGAUCAGCCCCAAAAGCUACUGGCUCUUCCAGAGGACCCUCCGGGUGUCAGCUACUCGCUCAGCCGUCAGUGCGAGCUUGCCUUCGGCUCAGGAUCUAAGCCUUGCCCGUAUAUGCAGGCCUGCUCCAAACUGUGGUGCACUGGGAAAGCUAAAGGACAGCUGGUGUGCCAGACUCGCCAUUUUCCCUGGGCUGACGGUACUACCUGUGGAAUCAACAAGCUGUGCUACCGGGGGAUUUGUACUGAUAAGCAAAAUACUACCAAAGACAAGGUAGACGGCCGUUGGGGUCGAUGGGGUCUGUAUGGUCCGUGUUCCCGUAUGUGUGGGGGAGGGGUGCAGCUCGCCAAAAGGGACUGUAACAACCCCGUCCCUGAAAACGGGGGCAAGUACUGCCAAGGACUGAGAGUGAAGUAUCGCUCCUGCAACUUAGAGCCUUGUAAAGAUUCAGGAAAGAGCUUUCGAGAGGAGCAGUGUGAGUCGUUCAAUGGCGUCAGUCUGAACACUAACAGACUGAGUCCGUCUGUAGUCUGGGUCCCGAAAUAUUCUGGAGUUUCUGUUAAGGACAGAUGCAAGCUCAUCUGCCGAGCCAAUGGCACCGGAUACUUCUAUGUCCUUGCGCCAAAGGUGGUGGACGGAACCCCUUGUUCUCCUGAUACCUCAGCGGUCUGUGUUCAAGGAAAGUGCAUCAAAGCUGGCUGUGAUGGCAAACUGAGCUCCAACAUGAAGUUUGACAAGUGUGGUGUGUGUGGUGGUGACAAUCAAAACUGCAAGAAAGUCUCUGGAAUGUUCACAAAACCCAUGCAUGGAUAUAACUUUGUGGUGACUCUACCGGUCGGAGCUGCAAACGUGGACGUAAGGCAGCGCGGUUACCGUGGUUUGAUAAACGAUGACAACUAUUUAGCAGUAAAGAAUGGCCAAGGCAAAUAUCUGCUGAAUGGAAACCUUGUGGUUUCAGCGGUAGAAAAAGACAUUAUCGUAAAGGGAAGUUUGCUGCGCUACAGUGGUACCACCACAUCGGUGGAGAUGCUGCAGGCCACUAGACCUCUCAAAGAGUCUCUCACCGUGGAACUGUUGUCGGUGGGUAAAAUGACACCGCCUCGCGUGCGCUACUCCUACUACCUGACUGUGGCAAAUAAGGAGGGCAAGGUCUUAAAGAAGGAGGAGAGGAACCCUACGCAUAACAACGUGCUGAAAGACAGCAAUAAAGUGGAACUGAAGAAGCCGGCCUAUCAGAUGCCGUCUUAUAAGUGGGUUGCGGCGGAUUGGAAUAAGUGCUCAGUAACCUGUGGGAACGGCGUCCAAAGUAGAUUGAUACAGUGUUUGGACUCGGAUGGGGAAACAGCCACACGCUGUGACAGCACCCAAAUGCCCAGUACCAUGAGAGUGUGUGGUGACCCUUGCCCAACGUGGAGCAUCGGCGAUUGGUCCUCAUGCUCUAAAACCUGCGGGAAAGGCUAUAAGAGACGCCCACUACGAUGCAUCACUCAGGCUGGGCUGCUUUUACCUAGAGACCACUGCUCAAGCAAAAAAAAGCCACAGGAGCUGGACUUUUGCACUGUUCGGCCCUGCUAGUGAUCCAUUCUGUAUGUUCUGGGACCCAUUUUAUGGAGCAAAAGCAGUGAACUUUUUACUUGUGCAUUCUGUGGUGCCUCACUUUUUGUAAUGGGAAUAUCGUUAUGAAAUAAAGACAAAUGAUGUCUUACCAAGGCGAUGAGAAAUUAUACCAUGUUACAUUUUUAGGUAUAGUUAGAUAUCACCUACCUCGAAAAGGACAGGGUGUUUUAAAGCAACCAAAUAACACAGACCACUUACAGUUGUAAAAUAUGUUAUGGCAUUAACUGUCACAAAAACAGACUUUUACAGCAUCUCCUCUGCAUGUGGUUUGUCGAUAAAGUGAACAUAUCAGAUUUGUGGCAAAAGUGUUUGUUUGUAUUCAGACCUUAUAUACAUGUGAAUAACUUGAUCUAAAUGUGAAGCAUAUUGUAUGCAAAAAUAGGGCAUCUUGGUCCAUGCACUAUUGAUCAUUUGUAUUCGUAUAUUAAGAUGAGCUAGUCAGUAGAUUAAAGCAUUCCUAAUCAUUAAAGAUUCAACAAGCAGAAUUUAGGAUUACAAGUUUAGAGAAGACAAAACAAUGGUGCCAAAAUUAGGCUUUUAGUUUGGGUUUAUUAAAAGUAAUCAGUAUCACACCCUGUCAUUUUUGGCAGAUCCUGAACUAAUAUUUACAUUAAUAAAAUAAUUAAUGUUAAUGUUUAAUGUAAUAGUACUGUACACAAAGGGAUAAAACAGAUAAAAUACUAUAAAUAAAUCAGUAAAUAUACUUUAUGGCAAUAACUUUAUCAGUUCAGUUAUCUAUCCAAGUAUACCAUAAGAAAGUCUUUGGGUCUCGUAAAACUGAACUCUGCUAAAAGACACUGAUGCAAAUUGUAAGGCUGCCCUACAAGUACUAAAUCCAGUUUUUCACAGGGGUGAAUACAGGUGAAGUGGGACACUUUCUAAAAUAUGAUGCCAAAUGGCUGAACCUCUUAUUCCAUUUGAAAUAGCUAAACUGUCCACAGUAUACAAAGGGGAAAAAAGAAAAACAUUAAACACAAACAUAUAAGUGUCUUAUCUUAACUGUAUUCACACUACACAUGCAGCUGCUAUAGCCACUGUGAUUUUAGUAAAGUCACCAUGUUUCUUAUCAAGUAUAAGUGGAAAAUCAAGUGUUUUAUUGUAAAUGAAUUAGAUGUAUUCUCUGCUGGAUUUAUGAAGAUACUUUGUCAUUUGUGCAAACAACCCCUGUAAAUCAGAUGUUGUUGCUGAGAGCAUCUCAUUCAUUUAAAAUUUCUUUCUCUCAUCUUUUGAUGUUAAUACAGCAAAAGGCACUUAUGUUUUUGUAUUGGAAUUCAUUGUAUACUAUGUAUACAUCCAUCAACUGUGCACAAAUAAAUACAGAAUUACAUGAAAUGUUUAAA
Molecule: messenger RNA, 5075 nt
Organism: Megalobrama amblycephala (Wuchang bream)
Lineage: Eukaryota; Metazoa; Chordata; Actinopteri; Cypriniformes; Xenocyprididae
Gene: adamts15b
Product: A disintegrin and metalloproteinase with thrombospondin motifs 15
Exons: 8
Coding region: 871-3693 (940 amino acids)
Biological process (GO): proteolysis; extracellular matrix organization
Cellular component (GO): extracellular matrix
Molecular function (GO): metalloendopeptidase activity
Source: RefSeq, a predicted model, not a curated record